Molecule: messenger RNA, 3273 nt
Organism: Hypanus sabinus (Atlantic stingray)
Lineage: Eukaryota; Metazoa; Chordata; Chondrichthyes; Myliobatiformes; Dasyatidae
Product: G/T mismatch-specific thymine DNA glycosylase-like
Exons: 10
Coding region: 85-1284 (399 amino acids)
Biological process (GO): base-excision repair, AP site formation
Cellular component (GO): nucleus
Molecular function (GO): mismatch base pair DNA N-glycosylase activity
Source: RefSeq, a predicted model, not a curated record
CCGGCGGAGAACGAGAGCAAGGCCGGCGCGACCCUGUUCUUUCCCCAGCUCGACUACCCACGAACCGGUUUCCAGCCUGUGAACAUGGAAGCACCGGCCCCGGACCCGCCGCCGCCUGGAUACGCGCAGCACUGGUACAAUUCCGCGGCCCUAGAGUCUGCGGCGGUCCAUCCCGCUGAUUGCCAUCCACCGCCCGGGCCUGUCCACCCGGCGCCAGAGGCCGCACAGGCAGCUCCAAAACGAAAAAGAGGAAGACCAGCAGGAACACAGCAAAAGAAAUCUGAGGGAGCAGGAAAUAAGCGAGCCAAAACAGAAGCAAAAUCAGGGGGAAAGCAAGAGAAAAUCACAGAUUCUUUUAAAACCGUGAAGAGAAAAAUUGAUCGCUUCAACGGAACAACAGAAGCUGAGCUUUUGACAAAAACCUUACCAGAUAUAUUGACCUAUGGCUUGGACAUUGUGAUUAUUGGAAUUAAUCCUGGGUUGAUGGCUGCAUACAAAGGACAUCAUUAUCCUGGACCUGGAAAUCAUUUUUGGAAGUGCUUAUUUAUGUCUGGUCUUAUUGAUGUGCCUUUAAAUCACAUGGAUGAUGCUUCUUUACCAGAGAAAUAUGGAAUUGGUUUCACAAACAUGGUGGAGAGAACUACUCCAGGAAGCAAAGACCUUAAAAGUAAAGAGAUUCGGGAAGGAGGAAAAAUACUUCUGCAAAAACUGCAGAAAUAUAAGCCACGGAUUGCUGUUUUUAAUGGAAAAUGCAUUUAUGAAAUAUUUAGCAAGGAAGUGUUUGGAGUUAAGGUCAAGAAUUUGGAAUUUGGGCAACAGCCACACAAGAUUCCUGAAGGAGAAACCGUGAUCUAUGUCAUGCCCUCUUCCAGUGCAAGGUGUGCACAGUUUCCUCGGGCCCAGGAUAAGGUACAUUAUUAUAUCAAGCUAAAGGAACUACGAAAUCAUUUGAAAGGCAUUAAGAAUGCUCCAGAAGUCACAGAAGUUGAAUACUCGUUUGAUUUGCAGAAAGCUCAAGUGGAAGCAAAGAAAAUGGCAAUCAAAGAGGAAAAAUAUGACCCUGGCUAUGAAGCUGCUUAUGGUGGUGCCUACCUUGAAAGAACUGCUGAAAGCAAUGGGCAAUGCAAUUUUGCUGCUACUGAACCAGCAACCAGCAACUCCGAAUUCAAUGUGGACUCAACAUUUUGUCAAGUUCCUGAUGGCCAGUGGAUGACCCAGUCAUUUGCUGAUCAGAUUCCUUCAAUCAACAAUUACUGUGCACAGCCUCAAGAAGGUUCAUCAUGAAUUGACAAUAUUUGCAGAAUCUCCAUGUUGCUGCAGUUUAAUGCAGUAAUAACUCAGUUUUUGAACUGAGGAGCUCUUGAAAAUUUUCUUUUGUAAUGUUUUAACUCUAGAAUUAUGUGUAAACUUAAUGUAGUAAUGUUCAGAAAGCUGAACUUUUAAACUUUCAGAAUUGCCCAAAGUAUUUAUGGGGGAAAAGGUAGUUUAAAAGAAGUUUUAAGUGCUUUUAAGAUGGUCUUGUAGUUAUUUUCUUCCUGUACUACAGUUCUAUUUUGCUCAACUAUUUAAAUUGUAAGGCAGUUAAGUCAUUAAAAUAUUGUUGCAGCAGGUUCUUAACCUGUACUGAUUGCUCAGAGUGGUUGAGGUUCAAAAAAUAUUAAGGCGACUUUUCAAAGUUUGUCACAGAGGUUUGCUGAUUUGGAGCUUUUGCACUGUACCUUUCUCAGAAUAUGCACACACUGAAAUUCUAUCAAUAGCAGUUUCAAUUUCAGAAUUGGCUAAUUAUAUUGGACCAUUAGUUGGCUAAUCAUGAGUUUUUUAAUAUAGAGGAAUGAAAGUGGAUCCAGGUGCCCAUUUGUUUAUGCAAAUUCAAUGCAAAAUCAGAGUGUUUUCUGUUCUGAAGUACUUGUUGGUUGGUUGGAAUUGCCUCUGGGGAAAAUUAAAAUUCUACUGAGCAAAGCUUCUUUGUGAUCUCAACUUACAGAUUCAGUCUUCACUAACUUUUAUAAGGGUGCUAAACUAUAGUGAAGCAAUAGCACAAAGUACCAUACUUUUCAGUGCCAUUGCUGUUAAAACUUGAAUAUGGGCUACUUUUUAUUUAAAGUUACUCAAUAUAGAUUAUCUAAAGGAUUCAGAUUUUGGUAAUAAAUGUGCUGUCACUUUACCUAAUUGCUCAGUUUAAAAUCAUGAUUAUUUCUUGAAAAGAAUUUUGAUCAAAACACUGAUUUGAAAGCUUGAAAAAAAAUCAGUAAUCCUUGUGCAAAUGUUUUAAUUGGUUUUUUAAACAAAUCUCUGGUGUUUCAGGCUUUAAUUUUAUUGUAUUAUUAAGGAAAAUGAUUUUUGUAAAUUUUAAUGUGAUAAUUAAAUGGAGCAUUUACAAUUCUGAAAUGCAUGUAUUUUGGAGGAAUUUUCCCUUCAAAUUAAAUUUGUGCAACAGCUUUUACAUUGAUAUGUUCUCACAUAUUUAAAUAUAGAAGACAAAGUGAUUUACCUAGGUUAAUUAGAGCUCAUUUGCUUUGAGUUUUGUCCCUACUUUCAAUGACAUGGUGCUUUAGCAGCCAAUCCUCGUACCCAGACCAAUUUGAUAAGUAUUUUCUGACCGGCUAUAAAACACAUAGGAUCAAGAAUCUGAGAACCUUGCCAAAAUAUCAUUUCAUCUGUGCCCUGAUAUUGUAGUUCUAGGUGGUGGCAUUGCUUCUGAUGUCAGCCUUGCAGGGAUCAUUGAGUGCAAAGGAGCUGGAGGAUUAAGUGGAUUACCUUGGAUUGUCUGUAUGUCUCUUCACAGCCUACCUAUCUGACUAUGAAACAUUCUCACAGAUAAACUGGACUAAAAUGAUAAUGUAGCCCAGAAUAAAAAUUGGCCCAACACUCGAUUAACUGGCCCUGUCAGUCCUAUCCUCCUCCUGUGUUACAAUCAAGACUUAUCAUUCUUGUUUUAAUUUCAGCCACCUGUGACAUAACACUUUGUAAAUGCCUUACCUGUUCAUUAAGAAAACCAUUGUAUCCGAUUGUGAGUUUUCAACUGUUCCCAAAACUUUUUUUAAAAAGUUGUUGCAUGGGUUAUUUCAGAUUGCACUCAGAUCACCUGAUCUAAUGUAUAAAAUGUUCUUAAAUGUACUUGAAGUGAAUGGGCAGCUACUGGAAACCUGUUAAUGUAAUGUCAUUGUUUACUACUUGUAAAGUUGGUGCUGAUACCUCUCAAGAGGGUUCUGAAAUCUAGCCAAAAAAAAAACAAUAAAAAUCUGAGUUUUUUAAAAAGGCAUCUUCAUUUUA